Brassica napus (rape) is the source of this 1200-nucleotide messenger RNA. RefSeq lists its product as uncharacterized. The record is from RefSeq and is a predicted model, not a curated record. The transcript has a single exon. Lineage: Eukaryota; Viridiplantae; Streptophyta; Magnoliopsida; Brassicales; Brassicaceae. The coding region runs from base 1 to 1200 and encodes 399 amino acids.
AUGCAAUCUGAAAAUCAAUCUCCUGAUCCCAAUCAGGACAACUACCAGCAAGCAGAUCCUACAAAAAUCAUAUGGAAAGCUCUACAGGAUCUCAAGCUUGGAGCAGACAAAGAGAGGUGGAUCGUUCAUGAGGAUGCUCAGAAGAAGUUUGCAAAAGACCAUCGCCUCUGUCUGGUAGCUAAAGGUCUUAAUCCUUUCCAUCAGAAUCCAGCGGGGAUAAAGGUAGCUCUGCCGAGGAUUUGGCAACUUGUUGGGAAGGUGGAGAGACAAAUCAAUGAUGAUGGAACCGUUAACUUCUACUAUCAAAAGGAGCAUCAUCUCCACAACGUAUUAGAAAAGCAACGUUACACCUACCGAGGGUGGAUCGUCGCUCUGGAUCGUUGGUCGAAUAGAAAUCACCCGAGCUUCUUGAGGGAGAUCCCUUUCAAAGUAAGAAUCUAUAAUCUUCCUGAUAUGUAUCGUCGCCAUGGAAUGGUGGAAAGUAUUGGAUCAAAACUGGGAUAUGUUGAUGAAGUCUCUAUCAUAGAACCCUCUACUACAAAGGAAGCUGAAGUCUGGGUUAAAAUCCUUUUUGAUGAAGAUGAUGUUAUUACUCUUGCAAGAACAGUGGAACUUCUGAAGGAUCAGCCACCAGUUGAACUUGAAUUUCGCUACUUAGGCCUUCAAAAGUUCUGUAUGCUCUGUGGAAGUCUAAAGCAUGGAUAUGAAGCUUGUGAUGUUUCUCCUCAACUGCAACAAAGGCAAUAUGAGCUAAUGGACAUUGGCUCUAAUCCUUAUGUAACUGCUCAACAAAGAAGUGCGGCAAUUGAGGAGUAUAUUACUUCAAGGGAGGCGGGUCAGUCAUCUGGUACUGCUGUAAGUGAGUACAUCAAUCUGAACCAGAGUCAUGAUAAUAGCGUCCAGACAGAUCAGCUCAACAAUACAGAAGAACAGGAGCGGACUGUAGGUACGGUUACCCUUGUGCAAGAAGUGUUGCCUACGCCUAGAGGAACAAGUUUCCAGGAAAUGCAGCAAAGCCACUUGGAGCAACCCCCGCCUCAACAUAUGGAGAUAUUACCUACCCCACCUGAGCAAGGUACAAAGAGGAAGACUCCAGAUGAUCCUCAUUCUCAACAUACUUCAUCAUCAGCGAAAAGACAAGAGACUGAACAUCCUGAUUAUGGUUUGAUGGUUCACCUUAAACCAUCACAGGCGCCAUGA